GCUAUUAUAAUCGUUUGUUCAUCAUCGAUUUUUAUUUAAUGUCUGCAAAAAGUCCCUGUUAAUUCUCGUCGUCCAAUAGUUCGAGCCAUAGACGUCGGGUGUUGGAGGAGGGUGGUUGAGCUGGAGGCAUGGCCGUGUAAGUGAAGGGGGCGUUCCCUCCAGACCUGCUGAGCUCCGAGGUCACCGCCGUCAGACACGUUCUCGCCCGCUACGGAGAGAGGAGCACCGAGCAAGGACGUCACAGCGGGAUAUUCCUCCUCGCGAUGCCUUCCGUGGAAAGACUUUACUGAGAAUACAAGCUGACUAAAAACAAAAUAAAACUUUAGGCUUGUUGUAUUCUAUUCUCAUAUACUAUCUGCCGUGUUCCUCUGUGUAUGAGGCUGAUCUAGCGUCGCGCCUGGUCUCGCCGUCUCUGCGCGUGUCUCAACGUAGCCCCGGCCGGCUUUGUUCGAUUUUUGACAGCAGUAGCCUCUACUCGUUACCGCUACCGACAUGGACCGUUCAGAGAGGGACAACCGAUCAGACGAGGAAACCGAAUACGAAGAGGAGGAGAUGGAUCCUAGGAUCCAGGGAGAGCUGGAGAAACUUAACCAGUCCACAGACGCCAUCAACAGAUGUGAAACUGAACUGGAGAGCGCCAGGCAGAGGUUCCGCUCUGUGCUGGUGGAGGCCACCCUGAAGCUGGACGAGCUGCUGAAGAAGAUCGGGAAGGCAGUGGACGAGUCCAAGCCCUACUGGGAGGCCCGCAGGGUGGCUAGACAGGCCCAGCUAGAGGCCCAGAAGGCCACCCAGGACUUCCAGAGGGCGGCGGAGGUGCUGCGGGCCGCCAAGGAGACCAUCUCCCUGGCCGAGCAGCGGCUGCUGGAGGAGGACCACAGGCAGUUCGACUCGGCCUGGCAGGAGAUGCUCAACCACGCCACCCAGCGGGUGAUGGAGGCGGAGCACACCAAGACUCGGAGUGAGCUGGUGCACAAGGAGACGGCGGCCAAGUACACCGCCACCAUGAGUCACAUGAAACAGCUGGAGAAGAAACUCAAACGCACCAUCAACAAGUCCAAGCCAUACUUUGAGAUGAAGGCUAAAUAUUACCUGCAGCUAGAGCACCUGAAGCAAAAGGUGGAUGACCUGCAGGCCAGACUCUGUCAGGCCAAGGGCCAGUACAAGGGGGCCCUCAGAAGCCUGGAGGUGAUCUCAGACCAGAUCCACGAGCGCCGGCGCUCCAGCGCCAUGGGCCCGCGGGGCCGGGGCGUCGGUGCAGAGGUGGACGGUGUUGCCUCGGAGACGGACGAAGGCUCUAUAAGCUCGGUGUGUCUGGAGGAGGAGGUGUUUGGCGGCGGCGGCAGCAGCCUCAUGUCCGAGGAGGACUCGGACACCCACUCCCUCUGCAGCCUGGGCUCCUCUCCCACCACCCCCCUGGACAUCCUCUCUCCUUAUUCCUUCACAGGCUCCUCCUGCUCCUCCUCCUGCUCCUCCUCCUCCACCUGCUCCACGUCGUCCGCCAGCCCCUCCCCUUCCCCGUCGCCCUCCUCCACCUCCUCGUCCUCGUCCCCGGCCCAGUCGUCGAGGCCCUGCAGCCUGGACCUCCCCGGCCCCGCCUCGAUGGCCGGCCUGGGCCUGGUGUCCCCCGUGCUGGGUCCUCGCAGCCAGUGCAGCGGGGCCUCGUCCCCGGAGUGUGACCUGGAGAGAGGUGACCGGGCGGAGGGUGCAGAAGGCAGCCAGGACGUCCCCUCCACUAACAGCAGCAGCAGCAGCAGCCGCAGCUCCACUGGCCCCAAAAAGACCCUCAGCCUGGAGGGGCGCUUCAGCUUCCUCAACCUACGCCGUCCGCGAGCCAACGCCAUCAAACCGGCGGCCGCGGGGCCCAGUCCAGCCGUGGUACUGGUCAAUGGAGUCUAGGGAAGGGGCAUGAGAGGGAGGGGGGAGGGAGAGGAGUUGAUCGCACCACCUCUGACUCAUAUUCUAUGUUUUGAAAAAUGUACCAGUUUGGACUACUACGAGAGCGUCCAUGUUGGCUCAACAGUGAACUGCUAGGGAAGGCGUCCAUAUUGGCUCUGCAGUGAACUGCUAGGGAAAGCGUCCAUAUUGGCUCUGCAGUGAACUGCUAGGGAAGGCGUCCAUAUUGGCUCUGCAGUGAACCGCUAUUGGGGGCGUCCAUGUUGGCUCUGCAGUGAACUGCUAUGAGGAGCGUCAAUGUUGGCUCUGCAUUGAACCGCUAUCGUGGGCGUCCAUGUUGGCUCUGCAUUGAACUGCUAUGGGGAGCGCCCAUGUUGGCUCUGCAGUGAACCGCUAUGGGGAGCGCUGUAAACGGAGGCCCCUUAACGUUGGACGACGCUGAUGGAUGUGACUCCUAUGUUGUAGGAGUGAAAGACUGGACCGUGAGGAACAGGUGGUGUUCGCUGAAGGGGAUGGGAGGAGAACAGAGACAAACGUUUGUCCUAGUGUUAUGUUUUUCGUACUUUUUGUGUUAGCAUUUUUAUUUUACACUCUCAAAGAGGACCUGCUGUUCUUGUCUCAGACAAAAAAUGAUAAAGACACACAAGUAGCCUGGACAUAACACUGAGUCUGAGAAUUCUAACAAUAAGUGUUGUCUAUGCUUCAUAUUACAGCAUUGGGAUUAUAAGUAAAUAUCAAAAUCAAGUGGGUUGUUCUUGUGCAUGUCUGUGCCAUUUAUCUUUUGAAUCCAUGAAAGUGUUGUCAUGGUAAAAGGAUUACGUAUAAAUCUUCUACUUGUGGUUGUACUGAAAGACUGCAAAUUAUGAAACGAAAAUGGCCACUGCUGAACAUUGAGUAUACUCCUAAACCUUACUAAAGGGGCAUUAUCAUGUAUGUACUAGUAUUCAUUAAGAGAUAAUGAAUACUAAUGCUUUUUAUGAUGGUGAACUUGAGAUACAAUUUAGCAGCAAGAAUUGUUGCAGUUGUGUGCUAAAAGUCUGUUAGAUGUGUGUCUCAACUGUACUGAUUUAAACUUACUGUUGAAACGAUAAUUGCGUCUUUCACUGCCAGUCUCAAAUCAUCAAAUAUUCUUCAGCCAUACCACUAAAGCAUCAUUUGAUACUGAAUGUUAGCAUAUAGCUAAUGUGGUGGCAAUGGGUUUUCUUUAAGGAAUGUGACCAACUCAAAAAAAGACUGCUUCCCAAACACCGGAAGAACCUCCUCCAGCCCUCUGAACAAAUCAUCAGUUUGAAGUUGAACCGUUUCACACCCCUCUUUCCUUGCUUCUCUUGGUGCCUGGAUAAAAGAAGUGGUUAAAAAUGUACGCAAGCUUCUGCAUUCUGUGAUAUUUUCCAGGCUGUUUCUGUAAAAAGAAGAGUGAAUUUACAGGACUAUAUUUGUGUAAUUGUCAAUGUUUUGUAUGUAAGAUUUAGUAUGUCUCCUACAGUGUGCAUUUAUUUUUCUAGUGAGUUGUGCUUCACAUGUUUUUUUUUAAUUUCAGAUGAGAGUCAAAUAAACAAUUGCUGAGCAGUU
This is a messenger RNA of Gadus morhua (Atlantic cod), 3465 nucleotides long. RefSeq names its product SH3-domain binding protein 5b (BTK-associated) (gene sh3bp5b). The record is from RefSeq and is a predicted model, not a curated record. Gene Ontology annotation, cellular component: cytoplasm. Gene Ontology annotation, biological process: intracellular signal transduction. Bases 493 to 1896 code for a protein of 467 amino acids. Gene Ontology annotation, molecular function: protein kinase inhibitor activity. The transcript has 9 exons. NCBI's taxonomy places the organism in Eukaryota, Metazoa, Chordata, Actinopteri, Gadiformes, Gadidae.